UAAGCCUUGAAGUGAUAGUCAGUCAGUGUUUACUAUUAAUACAAACCAAUCAAUUGAUUACUUAAUACUACAAUAAAUACAAUCAAUUGAAUACUUAUUGAUGUGUUUGAAGUAACCGAUGAAUGCAUUGUAUGUUAUAUACAGUAAACACUAAUUGAAAUCAUUAGUGAAAAUCAUAAAUAAAUUAUUAUCUUUGAGAGCAUCAUAUCAUUGAUCACAUAAUCAGUACAUCUUGUGUUGACUUUUGUGAAGAAUGCACGGGUAUCGGGAAAAUAAUGGUCAAAACAGACCAAAAGCAGACAACCAUUUCAUUACACCGACUGAAGGACAACAACUGAGGCGUCCGAAUAUAUCAACCGAUGAGUUGACCAAACAGUUUGCGAAUUCAGUAAAUAUGGGAUCAAAUAGUACUAAUCAUAACAGUAUUGGUGGUGCAGGAGAUCGUAUGCCUCAAUCCUCAACAUCUUUUAAGAGUCAACUCUCGCCAUUUGCUGUUGAGUUUGUGCCCCGAAUGAUAACCAAUCCAAUGCCGACACCUGUGCCUCGUGAAGAUCCGGAGGACUUCAUUGCAGUCACUUAUUUGAAAGAAUUCAUUGAUUUAAUCACAAUUAAACCAAACAAAUACGACAACCAAAUCACAUUCUUAACCGAUACUAUCAAUGCUUAUAUUGAUGAAGACACUGACGUUAUGUUAAUGUUGGUCAACACUAUCGUUGAUCAGUCCAUAACUGAGCCUCAAUUUCGCUAUAAUGGAGUUCGUCUUUGUAUACAUUUUAUGGAGAAUCUGUUGACAAUUAACGAUGACAUGAAUUUUAAGAAACAACUCUUCCAACGAUGUCAACGCGAGACUUCAUCUACAAGACUGAACACAUUACUGAACUCUUCAGAACAAUGUCAGAAGUAUGUCAGAGGGUUAACACUGUUUAUCGGAGACUUAUACUCACGAUCGAUGGCACCCGAACUGGCCGAUUAUGUGCCACAACUCUUACUAUUGCUUUUGUCGAAACCUCAUAAAGAAAACCUCAAAUGUGUUUGUCAAGUGCUUAAGUUGUGUGGAGCACUUCUAGAGGAACACUACAAACAAACAAAUGGUCAAGAAUUGAAUAAAGUGAUCGAAGAGAUGAAAGGUACUCUUGGCAACGAUGACAUCAGUGUUUACAUCAAAGAAUUGGUCACUAAUAUCAUAGAAAUGCAGAAAAGAGGGUGGACUGCAAACAUGCCUUCUGCAGCACCAAUUCAUAACCCAUACCUAAACAUGAAUUUUGUCGAACAGAACGCACCGCAAAACAAUUAUCACGAAGAAGACAAUUAUUCAGACUUUGAAGAAAAUUAUCAAACAAGGUAUGACUUCGGUCAGUGCGGCGAUGAAGACAACACCGAAAUUUGUGACGCUUUCGAUGAGUUUCUCAAGCAUUCGGGACAGAAUUAAAUGAAAUAAUUUUUACAAUUUUAUUUAAUUAAUUGCCUAUUAAUUAAAUUUCAUUAUAUUUACAAUAUAUUGUUUCAUUUUUGGUCAAUUAAAUAAAGGCCUUAAAGCCACGAUUUUAAUUUUUUA
Molecule: messenger RNA, 1555 nt
Organism: Oppia nitens
Lineage: Eukaryota; Metazoa; Arthropoda; Arachnida; Sarcoptiformes; Oppiidae
Product: polyadenylate-binding protein-interacting protein 1-like
Exons: 6
Coding region: 254-1429 (391 amino acids)
Biological process (GO): regulation of translational initiation
Molecular function (GO): translation activator activity; RNA binding; protein binding
Source: RefSeq, a predicted model, not a curated record